Messenger RNA from Leishmania major strain Friedlin, 345 nucleotides. RefSeq lists its product as hypothetical. Lineage: Eukaryota; Euglenozoa; Kinetoplastea; Trypanosomatida; Trypanosomatidae. The transcript has a single exon. Bases 1 to 345 code for a protein of 114 amino acids. The record is from RefSeq and is a predicted model, not a curated record.
AUGUGCGUGUGGGAGCGCUCUCGGCUCCUCCCACUCGUUGUCUUGUGCUAUUGUGUGGCCCUCUCUUGCACACGCGCGUUGGUGUGUCUGCAACGCAGCGUCUCUGUGGGCUCUUUUCUUGUUUGCUUGCCGCUGCUUGACCUCCUUGUAGGUUGCAGCACAGCUGAGCUGCAGCUGCGGGUGUGCGUGCGUUUCAGGCGGGCGUACCAGUGGUCUGCCGGAAACAGCACCAAACACACGCACACAUCGGCUUCUUCUCCCUCCCCACCGCUGCUUUCUUUUUCAGAUGCCCAGCUGUUCGGAGCGUGUCAUUUUGAGGCCUUCAUGUUGGCGUACCUGCACUGA